CUAGUCCCACCUCCCGGGGGCGGGGCGAAGGCGGAGCUGGCAGAAGGGAGAGGACGGGCGCCGGGCCGGCUGUGGUCCGUGCGGAGGCUGAGCCGGCCGCGGGCGCGACCGGAGGCAGUCAUUGCUAUUCUGCUUUUAUGACUUGGAGAUAUUGGCUUCGGUUCUUUAGAUUCUUCAGCAAUCCUGGAGACACAGCUUGCCAAGCAAUCCGACCCUCAUGGCUUUACAUCUAGCUUGCCUACAAGGACAGAAGGCAUGUGCAAGAAGAUGCAAGCAUCUGUUUCUUGUUACUCAAUUUCUUGUUGUGUAAAUCAGUAAGCUGCCAUUUUUCUUGCGUAUCUGUCUCUUGUGAACUUUCUGAGAACAAAGCAGCUUCCAGAAUUUGACUGCCCCGAGGUGCUGACAGCUGCAGGCCAGACCUCGCCCCCUGGCCUACCCAGCCAAUCAGCUGCCUUCCAGAGCCACACCCUGAAUUCAUGUUUCUGUUGCUAUGGCAAUGACGGCAGGGACUACAGCCACCUUCCCCAUGAGCAACCAUACCCGGGAGAGAGUGACUGUGGCCAAGCUCACGUUGGAGAACUUUUACAGCAACCUAAUUUUACAGCAUGAAGAGAGAGAAACCAGGCAGAAGAAAUUAGAAGUGGCCAUGGAAGAAGAAGGAUUAGCAGAUGAAGAGAAAAAGUUACGCCGAUCACAACAUGCCCGCAAGGAAACAGAGUUCUUACGACUCAAGAGGACCAGACUUGGCUUGGACGACUUUGAGUCUCUGAAAGUUAUAGGAAGAGGAGCAUUUGGAGAGGUGCGGCUGGUCCAGAAGAAGGACACAGGCCAUAUCUAUGCAAUGAAGAUACUGAGAAAAGCUGAUAUGCUUGAAAAAGAGCAGGUGGCUCAUAUUCGAGCAGAAAGAGAUAUUUUGGUAGAAGCAGAUGGUGCCUGGGUGGUGAAGAUGUUUUACAGUUUUCAAGAUAAGAGGAACCUUUAUCUUAUCAUGGAGUUUCUCCCUGGAGGUGACAUGAUGACAUUGCUAAUGAAGAAAGAUACCUUGACGGAAGAGGAAACACAGUUCUACAUUUCAGAGACUGUUCUGGCAAUAGAUGCGAUCCACCAGUUGGGUUUUAUUCAUCGGGAUAUUAAACCAGACAACCUUUUGUUGGAUGCGAAGGGUCAUGUAAAAUUAUCUGAUUUUGGUUUAUGCACGGGAUUAAAGAAAGCUCAUAGAACUGAAUUCUACAGAAACCUUACACACAACCCACCAAGUGACUUCUCAUUUCAGAAUAUGAACUCCAAGAGGAAAGCAGAAACAUGGAAGAAGAAUCGAAGACAACUGGCAUAUUCCACAGUUGGGACGCCAGAUUACAUUGCUCCAGAGGUGUUCAUGCAGACUGGUUACAACAAAUUGUGUGACUGGUGGUCUUUGGGAGUGAUUAUGUAUGAAAUGCUAAUAGGGUAUCCACCUUUCUGUUCUGAAACACCUCAAGAAACAUACAGAAAAGUGAUGAACUGGAAAGAAACUCUGGUAUUUCCUCCAGAGGUGCCUAUAUCUGAAAAAGCCAAGGAUUUAAUUCUUAGAUUUUGUAUUGAUUCUGAAAACAGAAUUGGAAAUAGUGGAGUAGAAGAAAUAAAAGGUCAUCCCUUUUUUGAAGGUGUAGACUGGGGGCACAUCAGGGAAAGGCCAGCAGCAAUUCCUAUAGAAAUCAAAAGCAUUGAUGAUACUUCAAAUUUUGAUGACUUUCCUGAAUCUGAUAUUUUACAACCAGUGCCAAACACCACAGAACCGGACUACAAAUCCAAAGACUGGGUUUUCCUCAAUUAUACAUAUAAGAGGUUUGAAGGGUUGACUCAGCGUGGCUCUAUCCCCACCUACAUGAAACCUGGGAAAUUAUGAGUGAAGAUCACAUACGCCCACAACCAAGAGAACUCAGGUAGCUGCAUCACCAGGCUUGCUUGGCGUAGGUAACAACGCACUGAAACACUCCUGAAGACGGUGGUGCUUAUGCCUACAAGAGGAAAUUCUACAGGAUUAGGAUUUCUAAGACUACUAUAGGAAUUGGUUGGCAGUGCCAGCUGGCUUUUUUUUUUAAUAUUUUGUUAUUUUUGUUAACUUUAUUAUACGAAGGUACUGGAAUAAAAGAAAUGUACAUCCCUUUCUAACUGCACUGCCUACAUGCGUUUUAAGGUCCAUUCUGCCUAUGUGUGCUGUGGCUUUGUACUGUAACACCUUUAAUCAAUUCAGGAGAAACAUAUCAUUUAAAGCAACAUAGGCUAACCUGUAGGUAACACUGCAGUACUGCUGUUUCACUGCAAAUUUGAUGGGUCUAGAUAAUCAAUAAAAGCCAUCUUCCAUAGUUGGUGUCAGAACA
Phyllostomus hastatus (greater spear-nosed bat) is the source of this 2360-nucleotide messenger RNA. It is a transcript of the gene STK38L, whose product is annotated as serine/threonine kinase 38 like. Gene Ontology annotation, molecular function: ATP binding; protein serine/threonine kinase activity. The record is from RefSeq and is a predicted model, not a curated record. The transcript has 16 exons. Gene Ontology annotation, biological process: peptidyl-serine phosphorylation; intracellular signal transduction. Lineage: Eukaryota; Metazoa; Chordata; Mammalia; Chiroptera; Phyllostomidae. The coding region runs from base 491 to 1885 and encodes 464 amino acids.